This is a messenger RNA of Cotesia glomerata, 2429 nucleotides long. Its product is annotated as SET and MYND domain-containing protein 4-like. The transcript has 5 exons. Lineage: Eukaryota; Metazoa; Arthropoda; Insecta; Hymenoptera; Braconidae. Gene Ontology annotation, molecular function: protein binding. The coding region runs from base 217 to 2166 and encodes 649 amino acids. The record is from RefSeq and is a predicted model, not a curated record.
AAUAAAAUAAUUUUCGUAAUUCAUACCUGCUUCAUUCCAUCGUUGUACUUUUAUCACAUCACUCUUGCUUUUAAUAUUUAUUGAGUUUGGUAAAUUAAAAUAGGAUUUGUAAUUGAAAUCAGAACUAAAAUUUUUUAUUAUUUUUUUCAUUUGUGAUAUUAACAAUAAUUCAACAAGUGAGUAAUUUUAACAUAAGAAAGCAAUUUAUCUACAGAAAUGGCGUUGAUCUCCGAGGUAAAAGAACUGUUCAAGCAAGUGGAAAUCAAUAAUUCCUCUAGAAAAAGUGAUGAAGAUUUUAUAAAAUAUGCGUUUGAAAAAGCAACAGCAUGCGACGAAGUUAUACCAUCAAUAACAGGUUAUUUGGAUACUAAAAAUGAAACAACUUCGGCAAUAAAAUUGCAGAUGGCUAUUAAAAUGUCUAAGGAUAAAAAAGCGCCAUUGGAAAAGAUAAUUUCAUGUUUUAAUCAAUCAGUAGCAUAUGGACUUCACAAAUCCGACAUUUUAACUAAAGCUUACAUAAACCGUCACAUGUUUCUAGUGGAUAUGUGCAUGUAUGAAGAAGCAUUGAAAGAUAUCGAAAGUGCAUUACUAAUAGCUGUUUCAGAGGAAUUACGGGUAGAUUUAAACAUAAAAAAAAUAAAAGUUUUAUUAGCUUUAAAUAACGGAGAAGAAGCUAGUUUUUUAAUGAAUGAUACUUUCAAUUUAUUAUAUAGUUCAAAAAUGAAAGAAAGCAGUCAAAUAAGAUAUGAAGUAGAGAUGGUGAAAUUGUCUCUAGAAUUAGGGUAUUGUCUUGGGUAUGCAGAGUCUCUACCCCCCGGUAAAAAACAAGAAAGUUUCUCAAAUCUACGCCCCAACCAGUUCCAACCAGUAGUUUUACAACGUGAUAAUUUCAAAUUUAUACCGAUCGAAGAUGACGUUAAAAAGUGUUCAUUCAAAUCAUCAAAAAUCUCUCUAAAUUACCUUUAUGAUUUGGGGUAUCAUUUAGUCGCUCAAGAAGAUAUUAAAGCUGGUGAACCUCUCUUGGUAGAUCCAGUAUAUGAAAAAGUAAUUAAGUUUAAAGAACGCUACCUACGCUGUUGGAAUUGUACAAAAUUUUGCUGGUCUUGUAUUCCCUGUCACAUGUGUGCUAAUGUCAUUUUUUGCUCUACACCAUGUCGAAAUGAAGCUUUUAGAAAGCACCUUAUUGAGUGCCAAAUAAUUAACGUAUUAUUGAAUCAUCGGAAUUUUUAUCACGAACAAUCCUUGUUGAGCUUAAGAUUAUUUAUUCGAGCUUUCAAUGAGCUCAAAAAUCUAGAAAGCUUAAAAUGUUAUGUAGAAACAAUAAAAACAGAAUGCAAGAGUGCAGAACUAGUGAUUGGUGGUAUUCAGUCUGACAAAUCCAUCGGAUACCGGCACUUCUAUUGUAUGAGUCGAGACCCAAUGGACAAAAAAUCUAAAGAUAAACAUUCUUUCGCUGCGGUGUAUUAUACAUAUUGCCUGGCAGCCACAACUGGAAUAUUUGGUAAAAAGAUUACGGACUGUAAAGAAUUAAUGAACCACCCGUUGGCCUUAUUUGUUGCGGAAUUACUUUUUCAUCAUGCGAUGUUAAUUGAUACACAUAUGAUCCCGUUAAGGCAACGGACUUUAUGUGAAAACGCCAGAAUCUAUGGAGGUGCUAUUAUGCCUUCAGUGAGUUUAUGUAGUAAUGACGAUCGUCCAAACUCAUACCAAUUUUUUAAUCAUAACAAAAUUGUUCUUACUUCGAUGGUGAAUAUUAAAAAAGGAGAAAUAAUACGUACAAAUUUCGGGCUAAAUUAUUUAAAAAUGUUAACGACAAAAGAACGAGAUAUUUUAUUAAAAAAACCUAAAUUUGGGAAACAAUAUGAAAGUUGUCUUCCUAAUCAGAAUUCUGGUACAAUAUAUUCACCUUGCUGGAAUCAUUUUAAAAAUCACGUUGACUAUAAUGAUAUACGAGGUUUUUUAAACGAGCUUUCAAUUUCAAACUUGGUUCGAUGGAGCUCAAACCAAUUAGAAAAAGUCCCUGAAGAAAGAAUAUUGACUAUUAUAAAAAGUUUAUUUCAAUUUAUCGGUGAACAUAAUGAAAUUGAGAUAUCUUGUAUAAGCGUAGAAGCAGUAAAGUUAUUUUUGUACCAUAUUUAUGAUUUUAUUGACAGUUAUGAAUUAUAAUCAAUUCAUGCAUCAAAAUUAUAACUGUAAAUAUUAUGACUUAGCGCAAUUGUAAAAAAAUGAGACUAUGUAUUCUUACUGUAAUUCUUAAAAUUCUUAAGAAUAUCAAUUGCAUGAAAAAUUUUUUGAAAUUGUAAAUCCUAAAAAUUGAAUGUGUGUAUAUAAAAUUUAAAUCAUUAUAUCAACGUUGCAAAUUUUUAAAUCAAACAUAAAAUUUAUUUAAAAAGCUAAUCUUAAUUUUUGUAAAAUGAAUUUUAUAAAUA